AUGGCUGAGGUGGACUUGAACCUGGAGGAACUCGAGGGUCUGCUUGUGAAUGGAAGUACUCUUCCUCCUGACACGAGGAUCGAUGUUCGUGGUCUCCCUACUGAAUCAGCAGAAAGUGCGUUUCCAGAUCCUGAAGAAGUGGCAACAAAACGAAAGUCGAAAAAAAAUAAGAAACACAGAUAUGAAGAGCAGAGUAACGUGUUGAACACGGAUGAUUAUGAAUGGAAAAAAUCUAAGUACGUUUUGGAUGCAGCAGAAAGCACUGACAACGAUGCAGACGAAUUUGUUGAAGAAAACGAUGAGGUGGAGGAAGGCUUGGACGAUGGACCUUUUUACGAAGCACCUAAGCGUUUCAUUUUCCAUGAAGGAGAUGAAGCUAAGUCCGCAGAUGAACUUGGGCGCGAGUUUGAAGAACGUUAUCAAAGGCUAAAAAAGCAAAAGUCUAUAGAGAACUUACAAGGAGUUAUUCCUCGAGAAAAAAUGUCCUCGCUUCGCUUUGCUUCCUAUUUGCUUCCACAAAAUUCUGACCCUAAGGUAUUUGCGGUAAAGUGUCGUCCACGUAUGGCUCGCAUCUUGGUCACACGUAUUGUGAAUAAGUGCUACGCCUAUCGUGUUGGUAGAAAUUACGAAAAUAAAAAGGUCGAUCUUGGUAUUAUAUCUGUGUUCUGCAUAGAUCACGUAAAAGAAUAUAUUUACAUUGAAGCGUAUCGUAAGAUAUUUGUGGAGAGUGCGCUAAAUGGAUUGGAGGGUAUAUUUCGAUACAACAUUGCAGUUGUCGAACCGACGCAGCUGCUGCAGAUGAUGGAAAGGAGAAGCUUAAAUGAAAAGAUUCGAGUUGGCUCUUUUGUACGCCUUAGACAGCGUUUCUAUCGUAUGGAUUUAGCCCAGGUCACAUCGGUGCAUCAGGAUGGUGUGCAUAUCGAUUGUAAGGUAGUCCCCCGAGAGGAUUUCGACGGUAAACCGUUUAGUAAAGUAUCCGCACCCUUGCCUCCGCAGUUCUUCGUUGCGAGUCGUGCAAUGGGUGUCGAGGAUCGCGGCGAUCACUAUCGUUGGGGAGAUCUCCGAUUUGAUAAGGAUGGUUAUUUGAUUAAGACACUUUCAUCCCGUAUGGUGAUAGCUGAGCCGCAGAUGGAAAAACCCACUGCAGAAGAGUUAGCCCAUUUCUUCAAUAACAAUCGGGAGCGUGUACGCGAGGCACUUUCACACACUGAUGUUAGUCUAACGGUUCACCAGAUUGGUGAUUCGGUGCGGGUGGCUUCGGGACAGCUACGCAAUACCAUCGGGACGAUCGUCGAUAUUUUCACAAAUGACAACACCGCACUACUUUCAUGUGUAGCUCCCAGUCAAAAAGAGCCCAUUAAGGUUCGGGUAGAGUUGGCAUCAUGUGUCAAGCACUUUGCCGAGGGGUCCCAUGUGGUAGUGAAGGCGGGUGAUUAUGCUGGGGAAAGCGGAACUGUAGUAAAGUCCUGGGAUGAUGUAGUCCUCCUGUUCAUUGACCGCCUUUCUUCAGUCACGGAGAUCAAGGUUUCCGCCAAUGACUGCCAUCAAAGCAAGCUGACUCAGAUGUUGAAACACAGUUUCGGUGGAUGGAAGUUAUUUGACUUGGUUAGCAUAGCUGAGGCGAACACAGUUGCAUGCAUUGUAGGUUUGACACGAAACGAUGUAGUGGUCAUAACUGAACGGAACGAGGUACAAAAUUUGACGUAUGCGCAAAUUAAGGCCAUUACUAUACGAGGGGUGUGCCAGACGACUGAUUUCAUGCUGAAUGUAUUGGUUCCAGGCUCCGAAGUUACCAUCCAGCGAUCAGCAUUUACGCCAUUUAACUUAGGUGGAGAAACUGCUCGUAUUAAGCAGGUGUAUAACCGAACGGUUUUUGUUUGUUGUCAGAGUAUACGCGAAAAUGCUGGAGUGGUGGCCCUUUCCGCAUCCUGCGUACUACUUAUUGGCGGGCGCACAACCACCAAGCAGGCAGCCCCACCUAAACAACUACCUAUGCCUAACCGUCGCGCACAUAACGCUAAGAAAGUAGAUAUAUCCAUCCCCUCAAAUCCCAUUUCAGCAGACUGGCAGAUCAAUUCUGAGUGGUGUGAGUAG
This is a messenger RNA of Phytomonas sp. EM1, 2094 nucleotides long. NCBI's taxonomy places the organism in Eukaryota, Euglenozoa, Kinetoplastea, Trypanosomatida, Trypanosomatidae. The record is from the annotation of a GenBank genome assembly.